Messenger RNA from Sphenostylis stenocarpa, 2088 nucleotides. The record is from the annotation of a GenBank genome assembly. Lineage: Eukaryota; Viridiplantae; Streptophyta; Magnoliopsida; Fabales; Fabaceae.
AUGCUCACAGAUGACGAUGAUUUUCACGGGCCGGUGUCAGCGUCUUUCAUCAGACCGGAGCGGUUAUCCGACUCUGGCGGUGCCUCUGACGAUGUCACGAUGGACUCCACCGUGUUCUCGAUGCAUUACCGUAGUAUCGCGCGGUCGGAUUCUGGUGACAUUAAUACUCGCCAGCUUGGCCUCACGUCGUCGAGCUCUCACGGAAGUUUCAUGGAGGUCACGGAGGCGAAGAGGCCGUUCGAAGUGGUGCUCGAUGCGGAGAGUGCCAGCGGAGACUCGAACGACAUGAGCAUCGAGGGAGAGCACCAACGGAGCUAUCAAUUCGACAGAGUCUCUCGUGCGUUUGAUGCACUUUUGGCAGAAGUAGCAGUAAAGGACUCGCCGCAGCACAAUUUGGAAGGUUCGGCUUCCUCUCCAGUUACUCAGCUUCACCAAAUACAACCUUCAGUUUCUUCAAUCAAGGAAAUUAAGGAGUUUAGUAAAGAGACAAGUGCGGCAGUUUUAAGUGAACUGGACUCUGAGAAUCCGAACAGGGGAACACCACUAGAGGUAAAUGAAUACAGAAGACAGGUGUUGGACUCAGAUCAUAAGUCCAGAAGAAAACAAUUAUCUAUGAGUUCUCCUGAUUCAUUCAGGCGUACUAGAAAUAUAACACCACCCAUUGAGCAAUCUGGUUUGUUAGGUCCAGAGGUCAGAAUCGCACGUGGUACAUCGCCAUCUUCUGGACAUAGAAGCAUUUUGAAGAUGAAAACUCUUGAGGCUACUCCUACCAUGUUGGACCUAAAAGAAGGAAUGAAUAGAUUGAAAGCUAGGUUAUCAAAAUACUCUCCUGGUUUUUCUCUUUCAGAUAAGAAAGAUCCAAAAUACAAGCAAGAUGAAAGUUGCCAAACUCCUUCUCUACAAGAAAAACUGUUUAAGUUAACUCCAGAGAGUAACAUUCGUAAAGGUUUGGUUGACAGCAAUGACCAUGGAAUUUACUCUUCUAAAAAUAAUUGCAAGUCAGGUCAACAUGAAGAGAUUUUGGACACCAAAGUUCACGAGAAAAACUUGAUUUUGAUUUCAGAUCAUGUUUCUUACAAUGAUCGAAAUCCUAAGCCUGUGGAAAUGGAAACUUCUUCCUUACAGAUGACUCAUGUAACGAAAGUGGUAAAUAUGGCCCUGGCAGAUACCACGGCUGAGAGAGGGAAAGAUGAAAUACCAGUUCCAAGCCCUUCUAUCCCAGGAGUAACAACUUGGUUGCACUCCUUGCAAGACCCUUCCAAGGGUAACUUAGAUGAUCAUGGUCAUGAUAACAGCUACCAUUCAGUACUACAAGUAGCUCAGAGCGCUCUUACCCUAUCAGGUGUUGAGAUUUCUUCAGGCAAGAAAAGAAAAGGUGUUGAGAUGCUAAGCAAUGGUGACAACAUAGAUAAAAUAGAUAGAAUUCACGGAAGUCCAGAGGUUCAUGAAAAUGGUAAUGGUGACCUGCAGUUAGUUUUAGAGCAAACAGAUUCUAUGAGAAGUGAAAGAGAGAAGCUUGGAGAUCAGACUUGGAAUGAUGAUGAUCUUAUUCUUAAGAAAUUCUUAGCUGGAACAAAUCAGUUGCUACCUCCCUUAGUUGAUAAACUAAAUUUGAGAUUGAUUGGCAGGUUGGAAGAUAUUUUGAUUCAUCAACAGAAAGUUAAGAAGUUUGAGAUUCUUUGUUCUGAAAUUCAAUCUCAGCACACGACAAUUAAUCCUCCAGACAUUCUUAGAGACAAGAGAAUUGUGGAAACGAGAAUAUUGCUGUAUAAUAUAGCAUAUGAGAAGGCAAAAUUACAAUUAUUGCAUGUGAAGCGUGACAAGUUACUGAAAAAGGUACAACAGAUAAGCUCUGGGCUUCAAGAGUGUGAGUUGAUAAAAUUAAAUUUCAUCAUCCCGUCUUCAUCUAAAAGUUGGCCAAUGGACACUCAAGCUGAUGAUAGUCAUAUUCGUACAAAAUUGUUUAAUUCCCAGGGAAAAUGUCAGAUUCGACAUGGUUAUUGGGAAAUACAAAUUGCAUUGUUGGGUGGUCUGUCCUGGGAAUACAUUAAACGAGGUUGCCCCUUUUCAGGCUCCAGGUAUCAUUAA